UCAAUACAAUUCCGCAUCAAUUUCUUAAAAGAACUACUACCUUUAAUCAAUAUCCUCUUAACAUUAAGUCGCCCUGCCAUCAAACUGACAGUAUCGUUGUUGUAGUUUUUGAUCCUGUAGCAAAGAUUACCGUAAGUGAUCCAAUUGUUGUGCCAAUCAACCCUGGAACACUGUUUUCUCAAAUAGUGGAGGUUCAUGUACCAGCAAAGUCACCUAAAUUCAUACGUAUUGGAGUUACUGUUGAGGAUAUACAAGCUACGACUUCUUUAGGCUGUGCAUAUAAUAUUGUUGGCGAUGCUGCUAAUCUGCGGAUAUUGACUUUUAUCCCGUCUCAUUAUAAAUUAUAA
Entrophospora candida is the source of this 347-nucleotide messenger RNA. The record is from the annotation of a GenBank genome assembly. Lineage: Eukaryota; Fungi; Glomeromycota; Glomeromycetes; Entrophosporales; Entrophosporaceae.